This is a messenger RNA of Engraulis encrasicolus (European anchovy), 899 nucleotides long. RefSeq names its product stanniocalcin 1, like (gene stc1l). Gene Ontology annotation, molecular function: hormone activity. Gene Ontology annotation, cellular component: extracellular region. Lineage: Eukaryota; Metazoa; Chordata; Actinopteri; Clupeiformes; Engraulidae. The coding region runs from base 100 to 858 and encodes 252 amino acids. The transcript has 4 exons. Gene Ontology annotation, biological process: intracellular calcium ion homeostasis. The record is from RefSeq and is a predicted model, not a curated record.
ACAAGGGCGUUUCUGGACGCGUUUUCCAAACCCCUUUCGGAAGCCUCGUAACAUCUGUUUUAUUGGCGUGUACAAUUGCGACCUCACUAUUCUACAACAAUGCUACACACAGCUGUGUUUCUUCUUUUCGGCUUCCUGGCCGCAUCAGCCUAUGAUAUGGACCAGCAAGAAAGCUCUCCUAGAAGAGCGCGAUUUUCCUCCAACAGUCCAUCGGAUGUGGCCCGCUGCCUCAACGGUGCCCUGCAGGUGGGUUGCGGCACCUUUGCGUGCCUGGAGAACUCCACCUGUGAUACUGAUGGCAUGCACGACAUCUGCAACAACUUCCUUAGCGCCGCGGCUGUUUUCAACACAGAGGGUAAGACUUUCGUGAAGGAAAGCCUGAGGUGUAUUGCCAAUGGCGUCACCUCUAAAGUGUUCCAGUCCAUCCGCCAUUGCCCUUCCUUCCAAAAGAUGAUUGCUGAGGUCCAGGAGGACUGCUACAGCAAGCUAGACAUCUGCAAAGUGGCACACACCAACCCAGACGCCAUUGGAGAGGUGGUCCAGGUGCCAAUGCACUUUCCAAACAGGUACUACAGCACUCUCCUGCAGAGCCUGAUGGAGUGCCCAGAGGACACUGUGGCCACGGUGCGCACCGCCCUGCUGGCCAGGCUGGGGCCCGACAUGUACACCCUCUUCCAGCUGCUGCAGAGCAAGCCCUGCCCCUCCGAAGCAGUGGCCCCCGGGCACGGCGGCAUGGGGGGACCAGGGGGCUACCGGUGGGCCAUGCCCCCCAUGUUCAAGAUCCAGCCCAGCCUGCGCACCCGCGACCCUACUCACCUCUUCGCCAGGAAGCGCUCUGUCGACGAGGAGAGCCCUUAGAAUGUGAGCCGCUUUGAAGGAUGGAUGUAUUGUGGUGGUGG